GCCGCCUCUCUGGUCAGCAGACACGGAUGCUGCGUCAUGUGACCCAUUACUUCCGCGUUUCAAAAAUAACCACAGUCGUGAUAUUAAGGUGGCGACAUUGUGAAGGAGUCAGACGAGGAGACGUUUGGAAACGUCCUAUUUUCUAGUUAGCCGAAACGCCGGGAUGCAUUCGACUGUGCUCGUGUUUGCAUCUACUCUCGUGGUCGCCGUCGCCCUGGACAACGGGUUGAUGAGGACCCCUCCGAUGGGCUGGUUGGCGUGGGAACGGUUCCGCUGUGAUAUCGACUGUGACCACGACCCCAAGAACUGCAUCAGGCAAAACUUGUUCACCGACAUGGCUGACAGGUUGUCAGAGGAUGGCUGGAGAGAGCUGGGCUACGUCUACGUCAAUAUCGACGACUGCUGGGCGUCCAAGCAGAGGGACGAGCACGGGCGGCUCCAGCCUGACCCAAAAAGGUUCCCUGGUGGAAUCCACCGUCUGUCCCGCUACAUGCACAACCGGGGACUCAAGCUGGGCAUCUACGGGGACAUGGGCACGCACACCUGCGGGGGCUAUCCUGGCACGCCGUUGAGCAAGAUCGAAAUCGACGCCCAGACCUUCGCCGACUGGGAAGUGGACAUGUUGAAGUUUGACGGCUGCUAUUCCAACGCCACAGAACAAGCGCAAGGUUACCCUCAAAUGUCCAAGGCUUUAAACGCAACAGGUCGUCCCAUUGGCUACUCCUGCAGCUGGCCCGCCUACCAGGGUGGUCUGCCACCUAAGGUGAAUUACAGUCAGUUGGGCGAGAUCUGCAACCUGUGGCGUAACUAUGGUGACAUCCAGGACUCCUGGGCCAGUGUCUUGAACAUCGUGGAUUGGUUCUUUGACAACCAGGACGUCCUGGUUGCUGUGGCGGGGCCCGGAAGAUGGAACGACCCGGAUAUGCUGAUCAUUGGCGACUUUGGCCUCAGCAUGGAUCAGUCCCGUUCACAGAUGGCUCUCUGGGCCAUCUUGGCCGCUCCGCUCUUCAUGUCCAACGACCUGCGCACCAUCAGCGGCGGGGCUCGCAGCAUCCUGCAGAACAAAAUGGCCAUCAGCAUCAACCAGGACCCUCUGGGCCUUCAAGGAAGACGCAUACUCAAGGAGAAGAGCGGCAUUGAGGUGUUCUGGCGGCCAUUGUCGAACGACGCCAGCGCCUUGGUGUUCUUCAGUCGCCGUACGGACAUGCCGUACCGCUACCAGACCUCCCUAAGCAAACUCAACUACACCUCAGGCAGCUACAAGGUACAUGACGUCUUCUCCCAGAGGACCAUGACCCUGAAAGACUCCACCAGCUUCGUGCUGUCUGUGAAUCCCACGGGCGUGGUCAUGUGGUAUGUCUCCGCCCCCGCCAAACCCAACCACCUGCAGGAAUUUUUUAAAGACGCCCGGCUCAGAGGACCCGCCCGGGGCGACCUCACCAACGUCAUCCCGCCUGUCUUUCUUUAAGUGCCUCAUGAUGAUCACCAAUUGACUGUCAAGACAAUGUGGUAAUGAACGACUCUAUUUACAUGAAUCCACUUGGAUGACUGUUUGAAUCAGUUCACUCAGGGUUAUUUUUUUUUUAAUUAUACACAAAUUAUAAAUAAGUGAUUGUGCACAUUAUUGGCUGGCCACCAGUCCAGGGUGUACCUGGCCUCUCGCCUGAAGACAGCUGGGAUAGGCUCCAGCACCCCCGCAAACCUCAUGAGGAUAAGCGGUAGAAAAUGAAUGAAUGAAUGAUUGUGCACAUAUUGACUUUUUAAAUGUUAGAAUUUUUUUUACUUUGUUUGAGCUGCUGAUCACCCAUGUAGGAACUUUUUUAUGGCAUUUUCAAUGUUUUUUUUUUUUUUACUUUGAUGAUUGCUCUUUUGUGAAGCUCUGACAUUUGGUUUGUUUUGUAUUAGAGAAAAUGACCGUAAAUGCUCUUAAUUACAGCCAGAGGCGUUAACUGGAACUCAUUGUACAACUUAUUUUUAUAACCUUCAAAUAAAGAAAGGAAAGCAUA
Doryrhamphus excisus (bluestripe pipefish) is the source of this 2006-nucleotide messenger RNA. The record is from RefSeq and is a predicted model, not a curated record. NCBI's taxonomy places the organism in Eukaryota, Metazoa, Chordata, Actinopteri, Syngnathiformes, Syngnathidae.